CAGGCACAGUCCGUGAACGGAGUCAGUCAAUGUGGGACGGAGUUUUGCCUGUUUGUUAGUGGAGAAGGAAGGAGGGGGAGAGCGGGUCGUUGACUUGACACAGGGCUUGCUUGAAAUCAGUUCGGAGAGCAAGAAUGGCGUCGGGUGAGACACUGUACAUUGAAACUGACGGCUCGGAGAUGCCGGCCGAGAUCGUCGAGCUGCACGAAAUCGAAGUUGAGACCAUCGAGACUACAGUGGUCGGUGGAGACGACGACGACGACGACGAGGAGCACCAGCCGAUGAUCGCUCUGCAGCCUCUUGACGAUCCGAACCACGUCAACCAUCAGGAGGUGAUUUUGGUCCAAACUCGCGAGGAGGUCGUGGGCUGCGAUGAUUCAGACCUCCACGCAGACGACAGCUUCGAGGACCAGAUCCUCAUUCCCGUCCCUGUUCCGGUGGCAGAGGAGGAAUAUAUCGAGCAGACUUUAGUGACCGUGUCUGGCAAGAACCCGUCGGGUAGGAUGAAGAAAGGGGGAGGCAGUGGGAAAAGAAUGGUCAAAAAGAGCUUCCUCAACUCCGCCGAGGCGAGCGGACGCAAAUGGGAGCAGAAGCAAGUACAAAUCAAAACACUGGAGGGGGAGUUUUCCGUCACUAUGUGGGCAUCGGAUGAUAAGAAAGAUGUCGAUCAUCAUGAGACCGUGGUGGAGGAGCAGAUCAUUGGGGAAAACUCUCCUCCCGAUUACUCCGAGUAUAUGACAGGCAAAAAACUGCCACCUGGUGGCAUACCUGGAAUCGACCUGUCAGACCCCAAGCAACUGGCAGAGUUUGCAAGAAUGAAGCCCAGGAAAAUAAAAGAAGACGACUCUCCAAGAACGAUAGCAUGCCCCCACAAAGGUUGCACAAAAAUGUUUCGGGACAACUCCGCUAUGAGAAAGCACUUGCACACCCAUGGGCCACGGGUUCAUGUCUGCGCUGAAUGUGGGAAGGCGUUUGUGGAAAGUUCCAAGCUAAAACGACAUCAGUUGGUUCAUACUGGUGAAAAACCUUUCCAGUGUACUUUUGAGGGAUGUGGAAAGCGCUUCUCUUUGGACUUUAACUUGCGCACACACGUGCGGAUUCACACUGGAGACAGACCGUAUGUUUGCCCGUUUGAUGGCUGUAACAAGAAAUUUGCUCAGUCCACCAACCUGAAGUCUCACAUUUUGACACACGCGAAAGCUAAGAACAAUCAGUGAGAUCGCUCGCUGAGGAAAGUUCCCUAAAGACAUUGUCUGGCAACAGCUUCCCGUUCCAAAACCCACUUUGUAUGUCGUUUCUAGAACCAUUCUUUUCUAAGAGAAUCUCAGUGCACAUUUUGAUGGGAAAUGAAAUGUGAAUGAGGACCUGAUACCAAACUAUCCCGUCAACCUUCUCAUGGUAUAGACCUGAAUGAAAUAACUUCCCGGUUAUGAGAGUUUCUUCUUUUGAAGAUGUGAUUGUUUUUGUGGACCCUCAUUCACAUACAAGAUGCUCAUUAUCCUGAGCCCAAAGAAGCAAAUUGUCCAUCAGCGUGUCCGUUUCUACCAGUUUGCAAAGACAAGGACUGCUUUUUAGAUGUCUUCAAAGUGUGCAUAUUGUACACUUUUUAGAGCGUAGAGCUGUCAUAAUAUGUGUGUGUGUGCGCGUGUGUGUUGUCCCUGAGACUUAAAACCUGUGAAUGCGUUUCUUUAAGGAGAAUGAGUUGGCAUUCAGCUUCUUUUUUUCUUUUUUUUCAAUGUAAAUACAGCUUUUCUUUGUGAGAGGUAUCCUGUGCAGGUAUCUCAUUUUGUAUACCUGACAUGUAUAAAUGUUUUGAAAUCAUGUAGAUAGAGAUGUUGAUUAGAUUGUGUUUAACCAAUUAAAACAGUUUUAUUCAGCUUCAGGAAGUACUGCUACAUACACAUGCCUUCUUUUGUAACACGAUAACAAUCUACUCAGUAUGUGAAAAGACACUUUUCCAUUGAAUUCUCUAAUUUAUUUGAUGAUAUGGAAUAAAGCUAAACUCCCCUG
This is a messenger RNA of Pimephales promelas (fathead minnow), 2010 nucleotides long. It is a transcript of the gene yy1a, whose product is annotated as YY1 transcription factor a. Gene Ontology annotation, cellular component: PcG protein complex; chromatin; transcription regulator complex. Gene Ontology annotation, biological process: regulation of transcription by RNA polymerase II. Lineage: Eukaryota; Metazoa; Chordata; Actinopteri; Cypriniformes; Leuciscidae. Gene Ontology annotation, molecular function: DNA-binding transcription factor activity, RNA polymerase II-specific; RNA polymerase II cis-regulatory region sequence-specific DNA binding. The record is from RefSeq and is a predicted model, not a curated record.